Cladophialophora carrionii CBS 160.54 is the source of this 744-nucleotide messenger RNA. RefSeq lists its product as uncharacterized. The record is from RefSeq and is a predicted model, not a curated record. NCBI's taxonomy places the organism in Eukaryota, Fungi, Ascomycota, Eurotiomycetes, Chaetothyriales, Herpotrichiellaceae. The transcript is spliced from 2 exons. Gene Ontology annotation, molecular function: oxidoreductase activity. Bases 1 to 744 code for a protein of 247 amino acids.
AUGGCGGACUUGAAGGACAAGGUCGUGCUCGUGACCGGCACUUCAAAUGGCAUCGGCGCCGCAACUGCCCAACUAUUCCUCUCCCAUGGAGCCAAAGUCGCCGCAUUAGACGUCGUGGACGCCUCGGACUCAUCAAGCCCCGACCUGCUCAACAUCAAAUGCGACGUCUCCUCCGAAGAAUCGGUCAACGCCGCCAUCACACAAGUCUUGAAUAAAUGGCCUACCAUUGACAUCGUUUGCAAUGUCGCUGGUGUUAUGGAUCAGUUCGAACGCACAGGAGACAUCUCAAACGAGAUGUGGAACCGCGUACUGAAUGUCAACCUCCAUGGCCCGCUGAACGUCAUGCGCGCUGCUAUCAAGCAUUUCCUCACCAAGGAGGCCGAGCAGAAAGGCCGGAUUGUCAACGUCGGCUCGCUCGCCUCCGUGAAAGGCGGCACCGCAGGGGUUGCCUACACGACCUCCAAGCACGCGUUACUCGGCCUUUCUCGCAACACGGCAUGGAUGUACGCUAAAGAGGGAAUUCAAACAAACAUCCUGUUGCCCGGUGGCGUUGCAACAGAGAUCAUGAAGAACAGCAGGGUGCUUCCGGAUAAGGUAGGUUUGGACACGGUGAUGCCGACCAUGGCGACACAAUGUGGGAAUUGCGACCCCAUUGACGCGGCGAAUGCAAUCUUGUUCCUGGCAACCGCUGUGGGAUUGAACGGCGCAGAAUUACGCAUUGAUAAGGGCUGGUCAGUGGCUUGA